Molecule: messenger RNA, 1986 nt
Organism: Microthlaspi erraticum
Lineage: Eukaryota; Viridiplantae; Streptophyta; Magnoliopsida; Brassicales; Brassicaceae
Source: the annotation of a GenBank genome assembly
AUGUCAGAACCAGAAGAGACUGGAGCGUUAUUUCCCAUUUUCAUUCUGACGAUCAUAGCAAUCCCAUUGGUGCCUUAUACAUUUGUGAAGCUAAGCCGCGCUUUUUCCAAGAAACAAAAGAGCAUACACUGUCAAUGUCUUGACUGUGACCGUUCAGGGAAGUACAAGAGAUCCAUUCUCAAAAGGAUCUCUAACUUCACUUCAUGCAGCAACUUGACAGUUGUGCUACUCUGGUUUGUCAUGAUCUUCUUGAUCUUUUACACUAAGAACAUUAGCCGUGAGAGCCAACUCUUUGAGCCAUUCGGUAUACUUGGAUUAGAACCUGGUGCUACAGAUUCAGAAAUCAAGAAAGCAUAUAGAAGACUCUCUAUUCAAUACCAUCCUGAUAAAAAUCCAGAUCCAGAGGCAAACAAAUAUUUUGUGGAGUCCAUAGCUAAAGCUUACCAAGCUUUAACUGAUCCUUUGUCUCGUGAAAACUUCGAAAAGUAUGGUCAUCCUGAUGGUAGACAGGGUUACAAAUUGGGAAUUGCUCUUCCUCAAUUCAUUCUAGGCAUGGAUGGAGAUUCUGGUGGGGUGUUGUUGCUGUGUACAGUUGGUUUCUGUAUUCUUUUGCCACUAGUGAUCGCCUCCAUCUAUCUCUGGAGAUCAUCAAAGUAUACAGGGAGCUACGUUAAGCUCCAAACUCGUCAAGCAUAUUUCGAGUUAAUGAAAUCUUCUUUGACUUCAAGAAAAGUUAUGGAAGUUUUCAUCAAAGCAGCUGAGUACGCAGAGAUUCCAGUUCGUAAAACCGACGAUGAGUCUAUGAAGAAACUCUAUACAUCUGUCAAAAGUGAGCUAAAUCUGGAUCCUAAGAAGAUGAAGCAAGAUGAAGCUAAGUUUUGGAAACAAGAACCUGCACUUAUCAAGGCUGAGCUUUUGAUACAGAAACAGUUAACUCGUGACUCAACAGCUCUGUCUCUGACUCUGCAACAAGAUUUCAGGCGUGUGCUUGAGUUUGCACCACGUCUUCUUGAAGAUUUAAUGAAGAUGGCUGUUAUUCCCCGUGAUGAACAAGGGCGUGGAUGGUUAAGUCCUGCACUCGGAGUAAUGGAGCUAUCUCAAUGUAUUGUUCAGGCUGUUCCUCUUAGUGCAAGGAAGUCAUCACCAGAAGGCACUGCUCCUUUCUUGCAACUCCCUCAUUUCAACGACUCCAUCGCUCAGAAGAUAGUGUCCGAGGUUAAAUCAUUCCAAGAGUUUCAAGAACUGAGCUCGGAAGAGCGUUCUAAGAUGCUCAGAGAGGCUGCAAGUUUGUCGGAAACCGAUGUCCUAGACGUCGAAAAGGUGUUGGAAAUGAUACCUUCUCUGAAAGUAGAAGUGGCUUGCAAAACAGAAGGCGAAGAAGGUAUUCAAGAAGGCGACGUCACGACUGUUCAAGCUUGGAUCACUCUGAAACGUCCCAAUGGACUCAUUGGAGCUAUUCCUCACUCUCCUUACUUUCCUUUCCACAAAGAGGAAAGCUUUUGGAUUCUUCUUGCGGAUUCGAACAGUGUCUGGUUCUUUCAGAAGGUUAGUUUCAUGGACGAAGCUGGAGCUAUAACCGCUGCGUCGAAUGCUAUUAGUGAGACCAUGGAAAGUUUAGGAGCAAGUGUGGAGGCAAAGAAUGAUGCAGUGAGAGAAGCUGUUGAGAAAGUUAAGAGUGGGUCAAGAUUGGUGAUGGGGAGAAUCUUAGCACCUGAGGAAGGUUCUUAUAACUUGACUUGCUUCUGCGUAAGCGAUACUUGGAUUGGUUGUGACCAGAGGACAGCAUUGAAAGUUGAGAUUUUGAAAAGAACCCGUGAUUUGGAGGAGGUUGCAGAAGAAGGUAUGGAUGAAGAGGAAGAUGAAGUUGAAGAAGAGGAUUACGAAAGUGAAUACAGUGAGGAUGAGGAAGAUAAGAAGAGAGGUUCCAAGAAGAAAGUGAGCAAGAAGGAAUCGAGUUCUGAAGAGUCUGGAUCAGAUGACGAGUGA